Calidris pugnax (ruff) is the source of this 2203-nucleotide messenger RNA. RefSeq names its product neuronal differentiation 4 (gene NEUROD4). Gene Ontology annotation, biological process: nervous system development; regulation of DNA-templated transcription. The record is from RefSeq and is a predicted model, not a curated record. NCBI's taxonomy places the organism in Eukaryota, Metazoa, Chordata, Aves, Charadriiformes, Scolopacidae. The coding region runs from base 109 to 1104 and encodes 331 amino acids. Gene Ontology annotation, molecular function: protein dimerization activity. The transcript is spliced from 2 exons.
AGCUCCCGGUGCCGCCGCCGCGGGAGCUGCCCGCGCCCCCGGGGCUGGAGACACCAUGAGCCCGGGCAAGUGACAGCGGGGACUCGCUCCGGUGCCCAGAGGUCGGAGAUGACCAAGACGUAUGCCAAGCCCAAAGAGAUGGCAGAGCUUGUGAGCACCCAAACCUGGAUGGAUGAAACGUUGGGCUCCAAAGAGGAGCUAAAGGAGGAGGACAGCAGGCAAGGUACUUUUGGAUUGAUGUCUGGUUUGAAUGAAGAGCACGACAGCAUCGAGGAAGAAGAGGAGGAAGAGGAUGAUGGGGAAAAGCCGAAGAGGAGAGGACCAAAGAAGAAGAAAAUGACCAAGGCGAGGCUGGAGCGGUUCAGGGCCCGGCGGGUGAAGGCCAACGCCCGGGAGCGCACACGGAUGCAUGGUCUGAACGAUGCUCUUGACAACCUGCGGAGGGUGAUGCCCUGCUACUCCAAGACUCAGAAAUUGUCCAAGAUUGAGACACUGAGGCUUGCAAGGAACUACAUCUGGGCUCUCUCUGAGGUGCUCGAGACGGGGCAGACUCCUGAAGGGAAGAGCUUUGUGGAGAUGCUCUGCAAGGGCUUGUCCCAGCCCACCAGCAACCUGGUGGCCGGCUGUCUGCAGCUGGGACCGCAGACCUUGUUCCUGAAGAAGCAUGAAGAGAAGUCCCCAGUGUGUGAAUCGGCCAUAUCCAGCCACUCCUUCAGCUACCAGUCCCCGGGGCUCCCAAGCCCACCCUACGGGACCAUGGAAACCCAUCUGCUGCAUUUAAAGCCUCCGACCUUCAAGAGCUUGGUGGAUGCUUCCUUUGGAAACCAUCCCUCUGACUGCACCACUCCCCCCUAUGAGGGUCCCCUGACGCCGCCCCUGAGCAUCAGCGGGAACUUCUCCUUGAAGCAAGAUGGGUCUCCAGACCUGGAUAAAUCCUACACCUUCAUGGCUCACUAUCCCUCCGUCAGCCUGGCGGGAGCACAUGGACAUGCCUCCCACUUCCAAAACACGGUCCCUCGCUACGAGAUCCCCAUAGACAUGAGCUACGAGUCCUACCCACACCACGUGGCCGGGCCCCAGCUCAACGCCAUCUUCAAUGAGUAGUGAAGAAGAGUUAGACCCAAAUUCUUGACGCAGAGAGAAGUUCAUGGAGCUGUUUCUAGAAUGGACACAACUGGAGUGAGGAAAUCGCUGCCACGGGGUGAAAGACUCGUGAGCAUCUCUGCAGGACAUCCCCGUGGGAGGUUCAGCUGGCUCUUCUGUCCUCUGCCACCAGCUCUGCGCUGGUACCACCCCACUGGUUUCCAAGCUGUCCCCAGGAGCCACGUGAACCCUUCCCUAUGGCUUAACCCUGAGGAGCCACCUCACCAAAAGCUGAGCUGCUGCCUCCUGCUCCCUCUCCCCCAGAGAUGCUCAUGAAGGUGGCUUCACCCUGCAGGACUUUCCGCCUGAAUGCACUCCAGCACUUGGGAUGGUCCAUUGCCAAGAUGUUACGGCUCCUUUUCCUCCCUCCUUGGGGUGGUGGGGUAUGGGCACACCUCUGUCUUGCAUCAGGUGGAGACGAGCCCCUCCUGCCCCUUGGGGUGACCGGUUCCCCUUCCACAGGCUCUGAUGGGUCAUGGUUUUCCCACUUCAGCCAUGGCCAGAUGGGCUGGCAGAGGUGGCAAUGAUCUCGACCACUUGCAGAAGACCGACAUGGUUGCUUCUACUUGAAGCUUCCCACACAAUGGAGAACCUUAUCUUUGCUGCCACCAUAUUGUCCCAUGGUCCAGCCAGGCUCAGAGCUUCUCUGAGAUGGUCCCUUCACCGCUCUCCUCCUGCACUGAGCCUGGUUGCCUGUCCUCUUCUGAGCCUCAGACCUCACACAUGACCCACAACAACCACGAGUUCAUCAGCACACGGCUCCUGAAACCUCGUUAAGGGAGCGUUGAUCUUCCAGAGCACAAAUAUCCCAGCUGGAAGAGGAGCUCUCAGCUGAACCCUGACUAGGACCACAUCUUCUUACGGUCUGUAGUGUCAUUUCUCACCAUCCGUGUCCUGAAGAACAUCCUGCCAAAAGAAUUGUGUCUUAAUUUCCCGUUUUAUUUAUUAUUUACUGUGUGUGUGUGUGUUUGGGGGGGGGUGUCUAAUUUAUUUCCUUCCAUGUUACAUGAAACGUGGGAUGUGCUGAAUAACCUCCUCAUGUUCCAGUUGACUCCCAAGU